Messenger RNA from Coprinopsis cinerea okayama7#130, 1467 nucleotides. RefSeq lists its product as hypothetical. The coding region runs from base 1 to 1467 and encodes 488 amino acids. The record is from RefSeq and is a predicted model, not a curated record. The transcript has 3 exons. Lineage: Eukaryota; Fungi; Basidiomycota; Agaricomycetes; Agaricales; Psathyrellaceae.
AUGGCUUUCAAUGCUAGCAGCAAUCAGCCGCGCCCAAGACGCAUCCUGGUCGACGACGUGGAUCGCUCUAUUUUGUACAACGGGCCUUGGUUUACAGACCACGACAGUCAUAACGAGCUUGGAAACUUUGGUCCUCCGCUGGAACGGACGCUUCACGGUGUACCCCCGGAAGCAAGUGCGAGUUUUGUAUUCGAAUAUGAAGGAGCAGGAUUCGAUGUCUGGGGGACAGUCAGGAAUAAUUUCGAUGCAACAUGGGAAUGUAUCGUCGACGGAGAAAACAUCGGGCGGUCUGGGUUUCGAGUAUCAGAACAGUCGGCAAAUCGUCACAAGCUUUGCGAAUGGCAGUCAAAUUCUUUUGGACAUCACACACUCAUGGUCAACGCGACGUCAGGACGCGACACAUUCCUAUUCGACUUCAUACGAUAUGUUCCAUCGCCAUCUCGUCCACCACCGAGGGCUACAACUCUCACUGAGAUACCCAACGAGGACCCUGUGAUCAGCUACGAUGGUCAUUGGAUGGUAAUCCCCGGGUUUGCACAUUUGACUCGAGUCGCGCAGUCGUCAGCAACAAUCAGCUUCGAUGGCACGUCCUUGGAGUGGUAUGGGUACACUCCAGACGAGUUUCCCAUCGCACCGUCAGUGGCAGAGUUCUCGGUUGACGGAGCACCGCCCAUUACAUUCAUUCUUCCUGGCCUCGAACGUGGAAGAGACCCGGCGCAAUACAACCAACUUCUCUUCGCAACCGGUCCAUUGCGCCAAGGUCCUCACACUGUAGUGGUCACCCACCAUGGAAGUCAGGCCCCCUUGACUCUCAACUAUCUCAUCAUCAAAGAAGAGUUUGUCCCUCCUUCAUUCACAACCUCUUCACCCGCCACGGAAUCCGCAGUCCCACAAGAAAAUCUCUCCAAUCCGCCAAGUCCGGGGACGAUAGCUGGCGCCGUCAUUGGAAGCAUAUGCGCCGUUAGCCUCAUCGUUCUUGCGGCGUUUUUCUACCUGCGACGCAGACAUAAAUCAGAGCUACCAAUGAUCCAACCCCUACCAGGUUUUGUGAAGCCCGAGGCAUCCGCCCCUCUCGACAUCGACAUCGUCAGCUCUCGACUGAGCGACGACAUGGGUCCCAGCAGCAGACCGGGUUCUUUCCCAGCGAUAGCCGCACAUGCGCGCCGGAGAAGCACUGCCAGGCGGUUUAACCCCGAAGUGCGGUCGACAAUUAGCUCAGUCAAUUUGAACCCGCCACCUGUUCAGCAUGCUCCCCCGAGCACGACCAAUACGGGAGACGUCGAUAGCAUUGUGGAGGUUCCGCGACCCGUGGCUAGCUCUUCCGAUGUCGCCAACUCGCAGCUGAACCCGUAUGAGUCUGGGUAUCCAUAUGGUGCGAUGCAGCUGGCUGAUUAUCAGAGGUUGGUGGAGGCGACGAAGGACCAGGAGGCUCGCGCCAAUGCGAGGGCGAGGGAUAGUUACAUGUAG